AUGACGUCGGACGAGUGCGCGGCGGUGAAGACCCUGGACUACCCGAUCUAUUCGGACGGCGACAUACUGGACUUCGAGGACGUCGGUGACCGCUUACCGCUCGGGAUCGAGCGGGACAUGAAGUUGUUUGGCGGCCCCAUGAAGGGAGACUGGCGAAACGGCUUCGGUGUGCGGGAGCUUCAAAACCUCCCGUUCGGAUUGCCGGACGAGUGCGAGCCGUUCCGCCGAGCUCCAUUCACAGGGGAGCACCACGCCUUUGCGUUUGUCCCGCACGUGAGCAAGUACCAGUUCCUCGGUGGCAGCGGGGCGGAGAACACCUGGGUACGCUUCGACAAGCCUUUCCUCAAAUCGUUCGACCAUGAUCGGCCUUCCACGACAUUCCAGCCCUUCACGACGAAAGAGGUGUGA
Molecule: messenger RNA, 408 nt
Organism: Prorocentrum cordatum
Lineage: Eukaryota; Dinophyceae; Prorocentrales; Prorocentraceae
Source: the annotation of a GenBank genome assembly